UGACAGACAACUGACAGACAGUGGAGGAACUGAAAGUCCAGCUGACAUCCAAAGUGGAGGAUCUGAGCAAAAUGAAUGAAGCACAAGCAGUGAAACUAAACUCCAUGGAGACUCGUUCUAACAUCACUGAGAGCCACGUUGAAGUUCUGAAGAGAAACAGUCAAGACAGGAAGGUGGCUUUCUCAGCCUCACUAGCAGCACCUGGUCAAGGAGGAGACACUGGACCCUUCAACACCGGAAUCACCCUGGUCUACAGACAUAUCUACUCAAACAUUGGCAAUGCUUAUAACCCUACUACAGGGAUCUUCACAGCACCAGUGAGAGGACUCUACCUCUUCAGGUUUUACAUCUAUGGUGAGGGUGACAGUUCAGCUUCUACAACUGCAGCCUUGCAUAAGAAUGGACAUCAUGUAGCUGUUGCACAUGCUCACCAAGCUACUGGUGGUAUUAACUCCUCUAAUGGAGUGUCUCUGCUGCUGGAGGUAGGAGAUGUGGUCUACAUGCAUCUCUGGGUUGGGGAUAAGAUAUAUGAUAGUGAAUAUCAUCACAGCACCUUCAGUGGUCACCUGCUCUUCACCAUGUAGGAGGGUUAUUGAAGGACUGUAUCAGUGAUCUGUACAGGAAAAUAUUCAGACAUUUGAACAACAUUGUCUUAGCAUUGAAAGGUCUCCAUUUGCUCUCUAAUAGUUCAAACUAAGGCAGUUCUCAAGGAGGAAAGUGACAUUUACAAGAUUUAAAAAUACGUUUCGUAUCCAAGUUUUCAAAAUAGAAAAAUAAUUGUUUUAAAUAUACUCAAAAUGAAAAUAUUAAUGUCAUGUAAAUAUUAUACUGUCCACUAAGACUUCUUUAAUUCAUGUACUUAGAUGUUGACCCCCACCAGUAAAUGUAACACUAGUCAA
Molecule: messenger RNA, 899 nt
Organism: Oncorhynchus tshawytscha (Chinook salmon)
Lineage: Eukaryota; Metazoa; Chordata; Actinopteri; Salmoniformes; Salmonidae
Product: complement C1q-like protein 2
Exons: 4
Coding region: 72-584 (170 amino acids)
Molecular function (GO): protein binding
Source: RefSeq, a predicted model, not a curated record